AACUCACGAUACUUUUAACCUACGUCCUUGCCAACCAUUAUCUCAUCGGCCGAGAAGUUGAUACGCUUGCCUUGAACUAACACAAAAGACUCCCACCGCCCUACACCAGACUUCAACAUGUCCGACGACCAGACCAGAACCGAGAAUAUGUCUAUUGAGGUUGGCACCUCGCUAGCCAUCCUUGACGGAGAGCCUGCUGUCGCCCUUUCCUCGUCGCCUGCAGAUAGACGGGCCAGCACCGACGAAUGGGACGCCUCGAAAGUGCCACCGAGCCGCUUCCAGAAGCGCAAGGGUUCCAUCUACGCCACUCCUGGUUCUCGUGAUGGUCAUGUCGACCGCAAUUAUGCCUCUAGCUUCCACGAGAAACACACCGAGAAGGGCUACACCAAGACGCCUUCAAAGUAAUAUAACAGCCUUUGAAGGGACCCGAGGGAACAGCCGACUGGCCCACGUUGUAAAAGUAGGGGUCAACAACCGUCGAGCGAGCGCCCAGCAGACUGUACAUGGGGGAAGGGGUGUCACACCGUAUCAGCGAGG
Molecule: messenger RNA, 537 nt
Organism: Colletotrichum navitas
Lineage: Eukaryota; Fungi; Ascomycota; Sordariomycetes; Glomerellales; Glomerellaceae
Exons: 3
Coding region: 118-405 (95 amino acids)
Source: RefSeq, a predicted model, not a curated record